Molecule: messenger RNA, 2256 nt
Organism: Callorhinchus milii (elephant shark)
Lineage: Eukaryota; Metazoa; Chordata; Chondrichthyes; Chimaeriformes; Callorhinchidae
Gene: dusp10
Product: dual specificity phosphatase 10
Exons: 6
Coding region: 82-1701 (539 amino acids)
Biological process (GO): negative regulation of JUN kinase activity; protein dephosphorylation
Cellular component (GO): cytosol; cytoplasm
Molecular function (GO): MAP kinase tyrosine/serine/threonine phosphatase activity; protein tyrosine/threonine phosphatase activity
Source: RefSeq, a predicted model, not a curated record
AGGAGGGGGAGAGAAGGAGGAGGAGGAGAGGAGGAGGUGGGAGGAGGGUCGGUGGAGAUCUGAUGUGAACACUUUACCGGAAUGAUAACAGCAACGAGUUUAUUCCCAAUCCCGUUCACUCCUCGGAUCGACAGCGACAGGAACCACAGCCACAGCCGCGCAGCCCCGACCGCCAUCCCGAUGCCUCCUUCUCCUUUGGACGAACGAGUUGUCGGUGGAGUGGUGGCGCUGCCCAGACCGGUCAGACCCCAGGAACUCCAUCUCCGUCUGGACAUCACCUCCAGCAGCACAGCAGCAGCAUCAUCCCCGACCUCCUCCUCCUCCUCCUCCCCCCCACCUUCUUCUUCUGCUCCUUCUUCUGCUCCUUCUUCUUCUUCUGCUGCUGCUGCUGCUGCGACUCUGGCUGUGGUCUCCCUCAGAAGCGGCCACAUCACGUAUAUGCCAUCGUCCAACGGCUCGGUGCGCUCCUUGUCCUGCGGCUGCAGCAGCGCCAGUUGCUGCACGGUGACCACCUACGAGAAGACCGCCAGCACUCUGCUGAACCCCUCUUCUUCUGCUGCUUCUGCCUCCGCCGCGGGACUUGGAGUUCACCCUUCGUCGUCUCCUCCGUUUCCUCCUCCUCCUCCUGCUCUUCACCACCACCACCAACACCACCAUCCCUCCACCAACACGGCCGCCAAGCCGAUCCGCACCAUCUACCCCACCGAACUGGCCAAGAAGCUGACCAAAUGCAACAGCAAGGGCGCCCUCCAGUUCCAGAGCCAGGGACCUGUGAUCAUAGACUGUCGCCCCUUCAUGGAGUACAACAGGAGCCACAUCCAGGGAGCCGUCCACAUCAACUGCUCGGACAAGAUCAGCAGGAGGAGGCUGCAGCAGGGCAAGAUCACCGUCUUGGACCUCAUCUCCUGCAGGGAAGGCAAGGACUCCUUCAAAAGGAUUUUCUCCAAGGAAAUCAUAGUUUACGACGAGAACACAGACGAACCUAACCGGGUGGUGCCCUCUCAGCCGCUUCACAUAGUGUUGGAGUCCUUGAAACGAGAAGGGAAGGAUCCACUAGUUUUAAAAGGUGGACUCAGCAGUUUCAAGCAAGAGCACGAGAAUCUGUGCGAUAACUCUCUGCAGCUUCAGGAGUGCCCCGAGGGAGGUGGAGCCUCGCUCAUUCCAGCACAUCUACCUCAGUCCAUCCCCACCACCCCCGACAUCGAGAACGCAGAGCUGACCCCCAUCCUGCCCUUCCUGUUCCUGGGCAACGAGCAGGAUGCCCAGGACCUGGAGAAGAUGCAGAGGAUGAAUAUUGGCUACAUCAUCAACGUUACAACCCACUUGCCUCUUUACCAUUACGACAAGGGCAUCUUCCACUACAAACGACUUCCCGCCACCGAUAGCAACAAGCAGAAUCUCAGGCAGUACUUCGAAGAGGCCUUUGAAUUCAUCGAGGAGGCACACCAGUGUGGCAACGGGCUCCUCAUUCACUGUCAAGCUGGAGUCUCCCGAUCUGCUACCAUCGUGAUCGCCUACCUGAUGAAGCACACGCGGAUGACCAUGACCGACGCGUACAAGUUCGUCAAAGGGAAGCGACCCAUUAUUUCCCCAAACCUCAAUUUUAUGGGACAGCUUUUGGAGUUUGAAGAAGACCUGAACAACGGGGUCACGCCUCGAAUUCUCACGCCAAAGCUGGUCGGAGUGGAGACAGUCGUCUAAAAGAGCUACCGGCUGAACCUUUGCAGCAGCUGCCCGGAAGGAAGGAGACGUCCGUCUUCUCCUUGACGCCUUUGAGGUGUCUUCGUUCGUUCUACACCAGAACAGCAGCAGGACGGAAGAGGACUCCUCUCACAGAGGGCAACACUGUCAUCGAUUGUGGAAUUUUACAGUUGGCGGUCUGUGCGGGUUCACAGACGGCAACGAACAACUGGAAAGGAAGCGAUGCAAACGGGAGGGUGGGGACAGACCAUCCAGAGAUUUCCCGAAAGGAGAUUUCCUUUGAAGAUUGCCAAAGCAGAUUGUUGGCGCCUCACACACACGCACACACACACACACACACCCAUAGCUGCGACCAAUCUCUGCUUAGCUAGUAAAGACCGAUACCUGUAAAGAAACCUGAUUAUUUUGUGUGUUCAGGUCCUGUUGAUGCUGGUUAUAUUUUUCUAUGAGGGUUAAAACACAUUUACGGGAGUUAAGCUGAAAAUCGCCUCCUCCAUUUACAUGCCCCUUGUGGCUAAAUGUGCAAUAAUUGAUUUGCGUGUGAGGGGGGUGGGG